Xylaria bambusicola is the source of this 2244-nucleotide messenger RNA. Its product is annotated as RING-5. The transcript is spliced from 3 exons. Gene Ontology annotation, cellular component: cytoplasm; ubiquitin ligase complex. Bases 359 to 1936 code for a protein of 525 amino acids. The record is from RefSeq and is a predicted model, not a curated record. Gene Ontology annotation, molecular function: ubiquitin conjugating enzyme binding; zinc ion binding; ubiquitin protein ligase activity. Gene Ontology annotation, biological process: protein polyubiquitination; positive regulation of proteasomal ubiquitin-dependent protein catabolic process; ubiquitin-dependent protein catabolic process. NCBI's taxonomy places the organism in Eukaryota, Fungi, Ascomycota, Sordariomycetes, Xylariales, Xylariaceae.
GCCUGCUUACUACCAUUUUCGCCACCAGCACUUUGCACGGAGCCAUAUAUACUCUCGAGUUGUUUUACUGCCGUUCCUAUUUGACGACACAUUCCUACUUAGGUACACAAGCCCAUUCGUUCCUUAGAAACUCCCGCGCUCCCGCGUUUGGCAUCAUACAGCCUUCUGUGGCUCGCAACUAGCGAGCAUCUCAACAUUACCUCCCCCAAACGACACCAUUCCUCCCAUAACGAGAAAACGGAAAGCCGCUGAGGCGACGGUAUCUUCUUCUACCACGCCCGACGCCCUGCCGAAUAAAAGAGUAACCCUCGUAUCGGCAGCCGCAGCUUCAGCGGCCCCUCCCACUCCUGUUACAGGCAUGGAUUCUGACGAGGACUUCGUGUCUAACAUGUCGAGUGAGGAUGACUUGAUGCAAGAUGAUACCGACAAUGAUUUGUCCGAUGGUGACGAAGACUUCGAUGUUUUCGAUGACCAACCUGAUGAUGAUCCUAAUGCUAUAUCGUAUAAAACCGACAAGAAGAAGGGCGUGACCUUUGAUGUCAGCUUUAAAGUUUACGAUCCCGAUGACAUUCGACGCCAACAGGAUGAAAUGAUUGACGAGGUGAACAUGAUUUUAGCAAUGAGCAAAGAAGAUGCUGCUAUCAUUCUUCGCUAUUUUCGUUGGAACAAGGAGCGAUUAAUCGACGACUAUAUGGACAAUUCACCCAAGGUCUUAGAGGCUGCAGGCCUGGGACCCAGUGUUACGGAAUCGCCUAAAUUAGAACCGAUACCUGGAUUCAUGUGCGACAUCUGUUGUGAGGACGAGGACGGUCUUCUCACUUUUGCUAUGAAGUGUGGCCAUCGGUAUUGUGUCGACUGUUAUAGACAAUAUCUGGGUCAAAAGAUUCGUGAAGAAGGAGAAGCGGCCCGAAUUCAAUGCCCCUCAGACGGCUGCCACAGAAUCAUAGACUCGCGCUCGCUAGAUCUUUUGGUUACUGCCGAAUUAAGGAGUCGCUACAGAGAGUUGCUCAACAGAACCUUCGUGGAAGAUAAGGACACCUUGAAAUGGUGCCCGGCUCCUGAUUGCGCCAACGCCGUCGAGUGCGCUAUCAAAAAGAAGGAUUUGGACAAAGUUGUACCAACUGUUGCAUGCAAAUGUGGCUAUCGUUUCUGUUUUGGUUGCAUUCUCAGCGACCACCAGCCAGCCCCGUGCGAACUUGUGAAGAGAUGGUUGAAGAAAUGUGCUGAUGAUAGUGAGACGGCGAACUGGAUAUCAGCCAAUACUAAGGAAUGUCCGAAAUGCAAUUCCACGAUAGAGAAGAAUGGCGGUUGCAAUCACAUGACUUGUAGGAAGUGUAAACAUGAAUUCUGCUGGAUGUGUAUGGGUCUGUGGUCAGAACAUGGUACUAGUUGGUACAAUUGUAACCGCUUUGAGGAGAAGAGCGGGACGGAUGCUAGAGACGCUCAGGCGAAGUCUCGGGUCUCCUUGGAGCGUUAUUUACACUACUACAACAGAUAUGCGAACCAUGAGCAAUCCGCGCGCCUGGAUAAAGAUAUCUAUCAGAAGACAGAAAAGAAGAUGGUGCAAUUACAAACGGCUUCCGGCAUGUCAUGGAUUGAAGUUCAGUAUCUGAACACGGCUUCCCAGGCUCUGCAGACCUGUCGCCAAACUCUCAAGUGGACCUAUGCGUUCGCUUUCUAUCUUGCUCGAAACAAUCUUACAGAAAUAUUCGAAGACAACCAGAAGGAUCUGGAAAUGGCGGUUGAGGCGCUUUCUGAGAUGUUUGAGAAACCCAUAUCUGAGCUUGCUGAUGCCAAACUCAAAGUGGAUAUCAUGGAUAAGACUGCAUACUGCAAUAAACGCCGUGUGAUCUUGCUCGAUGACACAGCCGACAAUCUUGCUAAUGGUCGGUGGUCCUUUAAUGUAGACCUCAAGAGCGUGGGUAACCGGCGUUAAAUACAUAUAAUUGCUUUGUAAUGAAUAUCAAGUAAAUAGACGGAAGACAUCAUGGCCGGAGUAAAGCAUCAGAGUGGAAUAUAAGCAUUCAUUUUUUUUCCCCCGCAUCAUAUGUAUAUGUAUAAAUCUCAUAACGUAGCGCGUUUGUAAUUCUGAUUCUCUAAUGAUUGUCUACUAUACUCCGUGAGGACCGUCGCUUGGUACUAGAAUGGGUAUACUACGGCAUUCUGCGAAGUAUUGUUUCUACUUCGUCGAAGAUUCGUGAUAUGAUUGUGCUAAGCUCGCCGAAGCCGGGGUACGUCAUCAUG